Messenger RNA from Osmia bicornis bicornis, 2918 nucleotides. RefSeq names its product dystrobrevin beta-like. The transcript has 18 exons. NCBI's taxonomy places the organism in Eukaryota, Metazoa, Arthropoda, Insecta, Hymenoptera, Megachilidae. The coding region runs from base 455 to 2770 and encodes 771 amino acids. Gene Ontology annotation, cellular component: synapse; plasma membrane. The record is from RefSeq and is a predicted model, not a curated record. Gene Ontology annotation, biological process: synaptic signaling. Gene Ontology annotation, molecular function: zinc ion binding.
UUGUGCCCGUCGAAAUCAGUGAUGGCCGCGAGGCUCGCGAAGCACAUUACAUCGUGAUUGCGUUGGGUUUGUUUAUCGCAAUAUUCUUGUGCUAAGAAUAUUUUUACGGCUUUAAUUCGAAGCAGACCGAAUUUCUUCCCGGUUUUAUGUAACAAGUUCGAUCGAAUGAAUCGUAUUUGUCAUAACGAUCUAUAAAGACGCGGUUGAUCUUCUUGACAGUUCGGUCCUGUGUUCAGAGUAGCAGUAGCCACUCGAGUGCCACGAGAAGUGUUGUUGCAUCGCCACUUGGCUGACUUUUUCAGAACGGUAGCCGUACUAAUGACGUCGUGUACGUGAUCGAACGAUACGAAAAAAGUUUCUGUCGACACGGUGACGGUCACCCCACACCCGUCGGCACUUUUUUUUUCCUCUCACCCUUGCUGAAGACACGCGCAUCGAAGGUGUCCAAGAUAAAAUGGCAGAUGAUGGCGCAGGAGGAUCAGGAAACGGUAGCUCAGGAGAGGCAAGCCGGUUGCAGCUCCUGCAAGAGAUGCGGCAACAAAAUUUCGACAGCAUCCGGUUCGCAUCCUAUCGCACAGCUUGUAAGCUGAGAUUCAUUCAAAAGAAAGUUCAUCUACACAACGUCGACAUAUGGAAUGUAAUCGAGGCGUUUCGAGAAAACGGUUUGAACACACUGGAACCAUCGAGCACCUUGGGAGUGUCGAGGCUCGAAACUUUAUUGUCUUCCUUAUUUCACGCUCUUAAUAAACGAGUGCCUGUUUCUCAACAAGCCAAAGUCGAUGCUACGACUGCCCUGUUGAUGAACUGGCUACUUGCCGCCUACACUACAGGGGAAAACAAUAAAAUAUCUGUGUUCUCGGUGAAAGUAGCAUUGGCUACGUUGUGCGCAGGAAAGCUGAUGGAUAAGUUUCGAUAUAUAUAUUCGCAAAUAUCCGAUAGCAACGGUCACAUGAUACACUGGAGAUUCGCCGAAUAUUUGAAAGAAGUUCUAGCGUUAACAGCUGCUGUUUACGAGUCACCGUCCUUUGGAUACUCCGAGGGUCUCGCCAAUUCAAUAUUUCCUCAAAACUCGAAAGUCACGGUUAACGAUUUUUUGGAUACGCUUAUGUCUGAUCCAGGACCGCACUGUUUAAUAUGGCUUCCACUGUACCAUAGGAUGGCUGCUGUUGAAACAGUGGCCCAUCCUGUUAUGUGUGACGCGUGUCACAAAGAGAACUUUACUGGCUUCCGAUAUAGAUGUCAGAAAUGUCACUCGUAUCAGCUUUGUCAGGACUGCUUUUGGCGUGGUAAAGUUUCUGGGACACACAAUAACGACCACGAGACGAGGGAGUACAGUAGUUUCAAAUCACCUAGCAAACAAAUUGGGCAUUCCCUGAGGAAGAGCUUCAGAUGUGUACCUGAAAAAGGAAAGAACAGCUUACCGCGAUUUCCGGAGCAACCAGAGAAGACAUUAAAUUUAUCACACAUAGUCCCACCAUCACCUUUACCGUCUCACAACGGUUUUCCAGAUCCAGGUUUUAUGGCUCCUUUCGAUUCUGGAUCGAUGGAUAGCCGUUCUACCUUAAGGAGUAUGGAUAGUUCAAGACUGGAUGAUGAACAUAAAUUAAUAGCACGAUACGCACAAAGGUUGGCUCAGGAAGCUAGGACUAUGCCUCGUGCCGCAUCCAGAAUGUCGCAAGCUGAUCAAGCAGGUAGGGCUCCGUCUGAUGCAAAUUUGACAUCGCUAGAUGCCUCGAGAGCACAACGAGAACUUAUAUCGCAGUUAGAAGCAAAGAACAAGGAAAUAAUGCGCGAGAUUGCAAGGUUAAGGAGACAGCAAGAGAUAGAAGCAGCUGGUUUAGAAAAUCCUGCAUUAAUGUCUGAGCUGAGAGCCUUAAGACAGAGAAAAGACGAAUUAGAAACUCACUUGGCAACGUUACAAGAUUCCAGAAGACAAUUAAUGGUGCAGUUAGAAGGUUUAAUGAAAAUGUUAAAGAACCAUCAAGCAUCGCCAAGAUCAACACCAAAUAGUUCACCGCGAAGUACAAAGUCCCCACCUUUACCACCUGGUGCUGUUCCAAGCAGUAGAUCAGCACCUCCAACUCCAGGAGGUCCGCUUUCUACGACACCUCAACAGCAACAACAGCAAUCGCAAAGCCAACAACAAAUGUCUCAAAGCUAUCAGAGUUCUGUUCCGACGACUUCAGUGGCGAGUGUAACCAAUAAUACCAUGCUGGGAACAAUACAAAAUCCUAUUCCAGAUAACUUGUCGUGUGUUGGAGGUGAUGUAAGGUCUGCGUUCAGGACAAACAGCUUGCCAGGAAGUGGUUCCAGCAGUGCGAAUAAUAGCUUGGGUCGAUCCUUAAGAAAUGACUUAUUGGUAGCUGCUGACAGUGUUACUAAUGCCAUGUCAACACUCGUGAGGGAAUUAAAUUCGGACUCAGACCAGGAGGAUCAUUCUCACAACUCUGGCCGAAUUAACAUCAGAAAACCGUUAGAAAGCAAAAUAACAAACACUAAAUUCUCAGAUUUCGAGGCUGGUGAGGAUGGAGAUGAUAGUAGCGGCGGUGGAAAUUCUUGGCGAGAAGAACUUCAGCGUCGCUAUCAGCAAGAAAAUGAUUUUCUGGCUGAAUUGCGUGCACGCAAUGUUAAUAUGUCGCAAACACCAUCCGCUACCCCAUCCAGUGAACAAGAACAAGAAAGAGGAGAAAGGGAAGAAGCGGACGGAGAAAAGGAAGAUGAAAAUGAAUCUAACUGGACAGAACCAGUGAAAAGAUGGGUCAAUCGAUAAGUUUGUUAGAUGACAUCUAUACAUAUUUAUUCUAAUGGCUUAGGAACUGCUGCUAAAUGAAAUGCAAAUAAGUUAUUAUAGCUCCACUGGUUAUUUAUGAUGGGAAUAUAUCUGGGUGUUAGUGUGAAAUAUAAUCAGUACGACAUUA